Messenger RNA from Daucus carota subsp. sativus, 1439 nucleotides. RefSeq names its product glucan endo-1,3-beta-glucosidase 14. Gene Ontology annotation, cellular component: plasma membrane. The transcript is spliced from 3 exons. Gene Ontology annotation, molecular function: hydrolase activity, hydrolyzing O-glycosyl compounds. Bases 133 to 1320 code for a protein of 395 amino acids. Gene Ontology annotation, biological process: carbohydrate metabolic process. The record is from RefSeq and is a predicted model, not a curated record. NCBI's taxonomy places the organism in Eukaryota, Viridiplantae, Streptophyta, Magnoliopsida, Apiales, Apiaceae.
CCCCAAACUUGUUAUUCAAUUUCCUGUUGCCGUACAAGCUACCAGUUUCUCCAAAUCCUCCAUGCAAACUACCAUCUUCAUUUCUUGCAUAUAUAUUUUUUCACAUAAACAGUAUACACACUUUCUAAUUCUAUGGCCUUUUCUUCUUUACUCCUCUGCAUCACUAUUCUUAUUCUCUUCUUCACCUUUUCUCAUCAUGUUCCACCAGUGGAUGCAUUCCAAGGUACAUAUGGCGUAAAUUAUGGGAGGAUAGCAGAUAAUAUCCCAAAACCAGAAAGUGUAGUAACUCUUCUAAAGGCAGCAGGGAUAAGGAACAUCAGAAUGUAUGAUGCUGAUCAUGGAGUUCUCAGAGCUUUCAAACACUCUGGAAUUGAGAUUAUCAUAGGCCUCGGUAAUGAAUACUUGAAAAACAUAAGUUUCAGUGAGGACAAUGCCAUGGACUGGGUGAAAGUAAAUGUUGAGCCUUUUCUGCCAGAAACACGUAUAAGAGGAAUAGCUGUUGGAAAUGAGGUGUUGGGAGGGACUACUCCUGAACUCUGGGAGGUCUUGUUGCCUGCGGUGAAGAAUAUUCAUCAUGCCCUUGAUCAGGUUCAUCUGGCCAAGGUUGUUCAGGUUUCUAGUCCACAUUCAGCUGCUGUUUUUGCUACGUCGUUCCCUCCAUCUGCAGGGGCUUUCAAGGAAAGUGUUAUGCCUUAUAUGAAACCGCUCCUGGAGUUCUUCUCUCGUAUUCAUAGCCCUUUUUAUAUAAACACUUACCCUUUUCUGGCCUACAUCAGUGACCCUGAACACAUUGACAUUAACUAUGCUCUUUUCCUUAAGAACCCGGGGAUUUAUGAUGACAAGACUAACUUGCAUUAUGACAACAUGUUUGAGGCUCAGAUAGAUGGAUCUUACGCGGCUCUAGAGAAGGCAGGGUUUGGAAAGACAGAGGUUAUCGUUUCAGAAACUGGUUGGGCUUCUCAUGGAGAUCCAAAUGAAGUAGGAGCUACGGUUCAGAAUGCAAGAACGUAUAAUCUUAAUCUGCGUAAAAAGUUGGCCAAGAAGAAGGGAACGCCUUACAGGCCAAAGACUCCGGUGAAGGCAUAUGUCUUUGCCAUUUUUAAUGAAAAUCUGAAGCCAGGUCCAACCUCGGAGAGAAACUUUGGACUCUUUAAAGCUGAUGGAAGCAUUUCCUAUGAUAUCGGCUUUACAGGACUGAAGCCUUCUUCAGCUUCAUCUCUUCUAUCAUCUUUUAAGAAAACUGGAGUUGAGAAUUGGUUCAGCUCCUUAUUACUUGUUUACUCAACAUGUACCAUGGCAGUGCUUCUGCUCAUAUUGUAAUAACCAACUAGUUUGGUUAUUGAAAUUGUUUAUUUUUCUUUUUUCUUCAGUUUUUUAAAAGUUUAUGUGUAGUAGUAACCUGUUAUAUAGUUGAAUAUAUAGUGUCUAGUACCAUUAAA